AUGCCUCCUAGUGCUUCCAUCCAGAACACAUGGGUUGGCCGACAUGUGUCCUUCUUUGCUCAUGUGUUUGUUCCUACGAGGAAAUGUCACACAGUGUUUACUGAAGUCCUUUGUAGCCUCGCUACGACUCGAUUACACUCGCUGCUGACCGAAACGUGCCUUGCUGGGUCACUAUGCAUGUCCCUGCAGCUCAUGCCCAAAGAGCAUUCCGGCCCUUCUGGCGGCCUCGAGGGCCGAACCAUCGAUGUCGGCAAUGUGAAAGUGCACGUCCGGGAAGCCAUUGCCGAGGGUGGCUUCUCGUGCGUGUACCUCGCCCGAGACCUGACCAACCCGGCGAAGCAGUACGCGCUCAAGCAUGUCAUUGUCCAUGACAAGGAGUCGCUGGACCUGGUGCAGAAGGAGAUCACGGUGAUGAGGGCGCUCAAGGGGCACCCGAACGUGGUCACUCUCGUCGCGCAUGCCAUACUGGAUAUGGGCCGUGGGAGGGAGGCACUUCUGCUGAUGGAGUUCUGCGAGAGAUCGCUGGUUUCUGCCUUGGACACUAGAGGUACUGCAGGGUUCUAUGAUGAGGAGCAGGUUGCUCUCAUUUUCCGGGAUGUUUGCAAUGCGGUCUUCGCGAUGCACUGCCAGACACCACCUGUUGCUCACAGUCUGAUCCUUCAAGAAAUUGCUACGUCUAUCUUCAUUAUAGAGGCAUCACAGCAAAUCUAUUCAAUGCGCAGGGACCUAAAGGCUGAAAAUGUGCUUCUUGGUGCUGACGGGGCUUGGAAAUUAUGUGAUUUUGGUAGUGUAUCAACAAACCAUAAGUGCUUUGAUAAACCAGAGGAGAGGGGCAUUGAAGAAGAUGUCAUCAGAAAACAUACAACUCCUGCUUAUAGGGCUCCUGAGAUGUGGGACUUAUACAGGAGGGAAGUUAUUAGUGAGAAAGUAGAUAUAUGGGCUCUUGGAUGUCUCAUGUAUAGAAUCUGCUACUUAAAAUCAGCUUUUGAUGGAGAAUCAAAGCUUCAGAUCCUCAAUGGGAACUAUCGUAUCCCUGAAUUACCGAAGUACUGUUCUUCCAUUACAAGUCUGAUCGAAGAGAUGCUUCAGUCCUCUCCAGAUGCCAGACCAGACAUUACACAGGCAAGGGCUUUGCUUGAUUGGCCAUUCACUUUCAUGAAUUUAGGACCCUCUCCAUCAUGGUCAAGAGACAAUGUGAGAAGUACACCUCCGAAAGGCCCUUCCAGUUUGAGGUCACAAGUUCCUGUUGAGAGUAAGGGUUCUGCAGGUGCAUUUUGGUCAACUCAACAUGCACAAGAACUAGCUUUUGCGGAUGACAAGGGGUCAGUUCUAGAUCAAGAGCCCAUAUAUGAUGGCAUAACAAAGCAACCUCAGGCAAAGAACCAGAACACGACACGGAAUGCAUACAGACAGUCUCUUUCUGCUUCUGUUGAUAGUUCUCCUGGGGAUUUUGAAAUAAGGUUUUCUCCAAAUGGUUCAGAAUAUGGCCUAGAGAAAACCCAAAACACUAAACCAGAUAACAAAACCAGUGCACAGACUGCUACUUUUAGCUCCUUUGUGGCAGACUUUGAUAAUGUUAAGGUGAGCUCAGAGGACAAUGCCGGCAGUUUAAACACGACAAGUAAAUUGAAAGAACAACAGCUGGAGGCCGAAGUAACUUUACUCAAGGAGCAAUUGAAGAUAGCAAACUUGGAGAAGGAAGAAAUUUCACUGAAGUUUGAUAGAUUGUCAGCCAUUUGCUCCUCUCAGAGGCGGGAGAUACAGGAACUUAAACAAGCUCUAGCCACAGCUUCUGCACCAGCGCCAGUUAAGGAGUUGAAAGAAAAUUUGAAGGCUGAAUUCUCCCCACCCAGCACAAGCCUUGACACUCCGCCAAGGGAGAAGAUUGCAGGAACCCCACCAGAGCUCCGGCAAGGUCUAUUUACAUCAAGUCCAGGGACACCAAGCCCAGAUCCCAAGCCAUGGUCCGCUUUUCCUGAAGAGCCGAAAGCUCAAGCAGUUGUAAAAUGUGCCCGCCCGAGGUCGGUCCGAACUUUAAGGGCAUCACAAAGCAACAAAACCGGCUCGCUUAGUCAGUCAAAAGCAAACUCUGGUGCCGUCCCCUUUGCCUUCGGUCAAGAUAGCUUUAAGGCUGUACCUUCUGGCACCGUGCCUUCUGAGAUGUCAAAUUUGGGGAAUGCUUCUCAGUCCCUCAACACUCUGAAGGCUGAAGUGGAGAAAGAUGCACCCUACCAACCAGCUGGAUGGACUGGGUUUUAA
This is a messenger RNA of Triticum turgidum subsp. durum (durum wheat), 2259 nucleotides long. NCBI's taxonomy places the organism in Eukaryota, Viridiplantae, Streptophyta, Magnoliopsida, Poales, Poaceae. The record is from the annotation of a GenBank genome assembly.